AUACUGCUUGUGACCUCGAUCCAGAAAGGCCAUUGAUGGCUAGAAAUUAUCACCUAUAAAAGCUCUUUUAAUCAGUAAAGAGUAAUAUUCUUUCCGUAUAAGUUAUUUAAAAAUCUCCUUCGAUCUUAUUCCUUUGAAAGAGAAAGUUUUUAAGAGCUGAUCGUUAGCUGGUAGGUAAAUAAAUUAAUAAAUUUAACGAUUAAUAGGAACAAAAGCUUCCUUAGCGCAAGUUCGUUUCAAUAUAUGCGUAUUCGAUUGAUAAAAUACCUGUGAAAGGAUUAAAUCAUUAAUUUUUUUACUAUGAGCACCUUUUAUUUAUUCUAUAGAUAAUUGAACAAAGGAUGUCGAUCAUAUCGAAAGUGAUUAACUAUGAUGUUUUGCCCACGAAAGUGGCUGAUUUUCUAAGAGAUACGCCUAAUUGGAAAUUGGUUGCUGGUGGAGGAUUGGUACUUUUAGGGGGUUAUUACGCGUUUUUUAAAGAUAAUAGUGGACUUCCGGGACCGAGAGGCUAUCCAAUUGUUGGAAUACUACCAUUGCUUGACAAGAAAGCGCCGCAUUUAAGUAUCUAUGCGAUGUCCGAAAAGUAUGGAGAUGUAUGCUCUCUAUCAUUUCUGAGUGAUGAUUUUGUUUUGGUGUCUGGUGAGAAAAAUAUCUACGACAUUUACAUUAACAAGCAAGAUGAUUUCUCUAAUAGACUUCGUAAUGUGAGAAUCGCAACAGUGUUGGACGGUUUGAUGGAUAUCACUUCUAUGAAUGAUUGUGAAAAGUUUAGAGAUGUUAAGAAACUGACAAUGAGAUCUUUAAAGACAUAUGGCGAAGGCAUGGAGAGGGUAGAAGAUAUCUCCACCGAAGUUAUCGGUGAUUUUAUUAAUUUUAUUGCAGAAACAAAAGGCAAACCCCUCGAUAUAAGUAAAAAACUUAAAGAUGUCUUUGGUGACAUUAUCACAUCAAUGGUUCUUAAUAAAAGAGUUAGCAACACAAUAACACAAAAGUUUGUUCACAACUACGAUAGAAUUUUGACUUAUACAAUAAACCCAUUCACGGCUAUUAUAGAGUUUUUUCCUUGGCUAAAAUAUUUUGGUAAUCAUACUUAUAAAACUUUAAGAAAUUUCGUAAAGCUUCGAAAUAAAUUAAUAAAUCCUCUUGUUGAAAGUGCUUUUAAAGAGUACGAUCCUGAUGAUAUUAAAACGGCUUUCCAACAGAUAGUGUUUCUAAUGAACCAAUCAAAAUUUGAUUACAAUUUGAGGGAUAUGACAGCGGUUGUUAUUGUUCUAAUAGUGGCAGGCUUUGUAACGACUUCAUCAACUUUGUACGGACUCUUCCCUAUUCUUAUGGCCCAUAGACAUGUUGAGGAGAAAAUUCUUCAAGAAAUUUCUGAAGUUAUUGGUUUUGAUAGGUCUCCUAAAUUAUCAGAUAAAGCGAAUAUGCCCUACACCGAAGCUACGAUCUUGGAAGCUCAUCGUAUCCUCUCCAUAUUACCUUUUAGCCUUCCACAUCAGGCUACACGAAACACAACUCUUGGAGGAUAUAACAUAAAGAAAGGAACCACAAUAUGGCCAAAUAUCUGGGGUCUUCAUCACGACAAAGAGAUUUGGGGUGACCCAUACAACUUCCGACCUGAGAGAUUUCUGGACAAGGAUGGAAAAGUCCUUUCUGUAGAACAUAGACUAAGAAAGUGUCUUCUCCCAUUUGGAGCUGGACGACGAGUAUGCCUUGGUAAAAAUAUGGCUAACAACCGAUUAUUCCUUUUCCUUACAACAGUCUUACAAAGAUUUAAAUUUCAACCGGAAGAGGGAAAAACUGUUUUAUGGGAUCCAAAGGAAAUGGAGUAUAGUGUGGUACUUUGUCAAAAACCCUAUAAAAUGAGCUUUUUACCAAGGCAAUCCUAA
This is a messenger RNA of Dimorphilus gyrociliatus, 1889 nucleotides long. NCBI's taxonomy places the organism in Eukaryota, Metazoa, Annelida, Polychaeta, Dinophilidae. The record is from the annotation of a GenBank genome assembly.